This is a messenger RNA of Melampsora larici-populina 98AG31, 1026 nucleotides long. RefSeq lists its product as uncharacterized. The record is from RefSeq and is a predicted model, not a curated record. The transcript has 5 exons. The coding region runs from base 183 to 749 and encodes 188 amino acids. Lineage: Eukaryota; Fungi; Basidiomycota; Pucciniomycetes; Pucciniales; Melampsoraceae.
GUCAUGACUCAUGACUCAUAUCUGUGCUCGCCGAAGCUUGAAAGUGUUGGUCUUUUAACUCCAGGGUCAUUUCAUCUCCCAGGUUCACCUUCAUCUUCCUUCAUAUUUCAAUUUCUUUCUACUAUCUUAAAAUCAACUGAUCAUUCACCUGGUCCAGCAUAUCCAUCAUAGGUUUUUUCAUCAUGAAAUCAUUUGCUUUAUUUGGAUCAGUUCUACCACUUGUGUUAUCUGUAAUGGGGUCUUCCGAUUCCAUCCGUAGCUUGGAAGGUCGCGGUUUGACUGAUCUGGAACCGGAGCGCGCAAGUGAACUUAUCAAACGCUCCACAUCGCCGCCCAACGUUAUAGUGUGUAAUACCGCCGUAGCAGGGACUAUGUACUCUGAUAUGAGAGACAUUAACAAAGUCGUCACAUACGCAGUUCAAGAGCAUGUACCAUGUGCUUAUUUCAGGAGUGUUCUUUUCAUAGUUUAUGAUUGGAGUACGGGUGAUAUACAACCGGCCGCGUUUCAAUAUUCAAGUGCAAAAGAUGUUAAGAAUCAGGUUGGUAGCUGGAUCAACGACGGGUGUGAUGUUGCGCACCCAGUGAAACGUAACAACAAGGAGAUACCGCCGAGCCCAGAUGAUGGACUUGCAUUCAACACCGGUUGGCUGAACCCGUUUAUCGAAGACCUCCAUGUUCAAACAUGCCCAGAUGACGUCUUACAAACAACUCUCGAAAAUCUCCGAGCUCUUGGUCCACCUACCAGGUGAAUGAUAGUUCAACUUCAUUCAUUGUGAAUAUUACACUUUUAUCAACAAGUGUUCAAGUCGACCGUAGAACGCCAGAGUAGUUAUCUGUAGUGAUCCUCACUUUUGCAAGAGACUUAUCUUUCUUCACAUGAAGCUUUUCGCUCUCAAGAUGUUGUUUUUCUCUCAUACCCCGUCCGCGCUGCAAGAAAGAUGCGCAAGGACCAUUGUAAAUGCUGAUAGUGAUAUUUUGCAUCACUUAGAAAUAUAAGCAUUUGUGAUAAGUGGUGAAAGUAACCAA